AUGCGCACUGCGCCCUCCGCCUCCGCCCGCAGCGCGACCCAUGCGCAGCGCUGCCCGCGGACCAAGAUGGCGGCCGGGAGCUCGUCGCGCUGGCUCGGGGUGGCCGCCGCCGUGGCCGCCGCCCGCAGCCGCGGGCCCGGGGAGAGGCGGUUACCGCUCGUCUGGCUCGUCCGGGGGCUCAGCCUCCCGCCGCCGCACCGCGCUGCCGCCGCCCGCCGCCUCCUGCCGCUGUGCGCCGGGCUCUGCGCAGCGGGGACGAAGCGCGCUGCCGCCGCUGCCGCCUCCUCCUUCCACAGCAGCGCCGGGGCCCGUUCCAAGGAGGACUAUUACCAGGUGCUCGGGGUGCCCCGCACCGCCACGCAGAAGGAGAUCAAGAAGGCCUACUACCAGCUGGCAAAGAAAUACCACCCAGAUACAAACAAGGAUGACCCUAAAGCUAAAGAGAAGUUCUCUCAGCUGGCAGAAGCCUAUGAGGUGCUGAGCGAUGAGGUGAAGCGGAAGCAGUACGACGCCUACGGCACGGCAAGCUUCGAUGCUGGUGCUGCUGGCGCUGGUGCUGGUGCUGGGCGGCAGUACUGGAGCAGCGGCCCCUCCAUCGACCCGGAGGAGCUGUUCAAGAAGAUCUUUGGAGAGUUCUCAGGAUCCCCUUUUGGUGAUUUUCAGAACGUCUUUGACCAGCCACAGGAGGUUCAGAAAAGUUCUGUGUUCAGAAGGAACGGAGCAGAUAUCCACUCGGACCUCCUCAUUUCCAUAGCACAGGCUGUUCUGGGCGGCACAGCCAGGUGUCAAGGCUUGUACGAGACAAUCAAUAUCACAAUACCCCCUGGUAUUCAGCCAGACCAGAAAAUCCGAAUGAGUGGGAAAGGCAUCCCCAGGGUGAACAGUUAUGGCUAUGGAGACCACUACAUUCACAUCAAGAUUAAAGUUCCACAGAGGCUGACGGAUCGCCAGAGAGCCUUAAUGAUGAGCUACGCCGAGGACGAGGCGGACGUGGACGGCACCGUGAACGGGGUCACGAACACAGCAUCGGGAAAGCGUUCUACUGGAAACUAAGAGCCAGCAGCAGCUCGUCUGUGCAGCCCAGAGUGAACCUUUCUGGCAGCAGGCUCUGGAGAGCAAAGGACAUCAGGCAGCAGCAGAGGGAGAAUCCUGCUGGAGGGGCUAAAACCACUGAGACACCAACCAGCACCACCAAACCAAACCCACCCACCAGCCUAGGAAAUGGUAACGAAGGAGAAUGGCAGGAGUGUGGCUCUCUGGAGGCUGCUUCCCAAGUCUCUGCUGCUCCUGGGAGCUUUAUUUGGUAAAAGUUGAAAUGUUAUUUAGAGUCCAAAGUAGCGGGAAUGGGAAAUAAAACUGGCCUGGAGCAGAGCAGUUUGCUGUGUGGAGUCCUGCAGCUGGCUGCUGCUUGCUCAGGUGCCCUUCUGAAUGUAGAUGUGCUGAGUGAAUGUGUCACCAGUGACCUCCCAGGGGACUGGUGGGUGGGUGAGGUUUAACCUUGGCUUCACCCAGCCCUCCCACACAUCUUGGAACGGGAGUGGGAGGGCUUCCUGGGGCUGGGACUCAUCGGAGCCCAGCACUGCAGGGUCUGUAUUCCUGCUGAGUUGCUGCACAGAGCAGCCCCAGAAGCUGUGCUUUGCCUCAGGUCUCCCUCCCCCCAGACUUAACUAGUUAGUUACCACACAGCUGCUGUUGUCGCUUCUGACUGGGUACAAGAUCAGCACCAAGCCCUGUGCCAGUUUGGGACAAAGUCUUUUAUUGUCUUAGCACAACACCCAUAGCAUAAAGGAUUGGUCAAAGAGUUCCUACAUGUGUGAGAGCAAAGUGGCUGGCUCCUUCCAGGCACAGUGGAGCUCUUGCAGUGAGUGUGAGUCUGCUGCUGUUAGUGCUGCUGUGCAGGUACCACCAGCCCACCAACGAAGUGACCAGUUAAAGCAGGACCUGCUGUAGGCUUGCCCUUCUUGAUUUGCUGAAAUAAAAGCACGUGUUGCCUCCUGAUUAAAGCUGUCUGUAAAGUGAUUCUAUAUCCAUGUAAAUAAGAUUGACUUCAUAAAGAUAUUUAACACCUGCUGUGCCUCCCUGCCUUGUCUCUCACCCUGUCCCUCUCCCAUGACAGGAACGAAGGUCUGCUUGUGGACAAGGAGAGGGCUACAUGUCCUGAGCCUCCCUGGUGGUCAUUAAGCCAAAUCCCAGAGCUCUCACCAGAGCAGACCCAUAAGCAU
This is a messenger RNA of Indicator indicator, 2222 nucleotides long. RefSeq names its product DnaJ heat shock protein family (Hsp40) member A3 (gene DNAJA3). The record is from RefSeq and is a predicted model, not a curated record. Gene Ontology annotation, cellular component: mitochondrion. Gene Ontology annotation, biological process: negative regulation of apoptotic process; protein folding; mitochondrion organization. The transcript is spliced from 8 exons. Gene Ontology annotation, molecular function: protein kinase binding. The coding region runs from base 1 to 1053 and encodes 350 amino acids. NCBI's taxonomy places the organism in Eukaryota, Metazoa, Chordata, Aves, Piciformes, Indicatoridae.